AUGACCGCAUCAAAAGAUUGGAGAGACCAAAACCGCCAUAUCCAGAUCCUGCGCAACGCAGAGAAAGGUCGAUAUGGAGUCAUCGCAGCAAUCGCCUACAACCUCGAGCAGAUUUACGGUCUCGUUGCUGCCGCGGAGCAAGCUCAAUCACCUCUCAUCAUUCAGUUCUUCCCGUGGGCAGUGACCUAUGCCGACGGCCUGCUCGUCCGAACUGCCAAAGAGGCCGUUUCCCGAGCCAAAGUUCCUAUCUCCAUCCACUUAGACCAUGCGCAGAAUGAGGAUAUCAUCAAGCAUGCAGCCGACAACCUCCCCUUCGACAGCAUCAUGGUCGACAUGUCGCAUUAUGAGAAGGAAGAAAACUUGGAGAAAACGGCACGAUGGGUGAAGUACUGCCAUGAGCGUGGCAUCGCCACCGAAGCUGAACCGGGGAGGAUCGAAGGCGCGGAAGACGGCGUGAUGGAUACGGCUGGGCUGGAAGCGAGCAAGACCACGCCCGAGGAGGUUGACGAGUUUAUCGCUACCGGUGUUGAUGCACUAGCACCUGCUUUCGGAAACGUUCAUGGGGAAUAUGGACGGCAAGGACCUCAGCUAGACUUUGACAGGUUUGAGAAGAUUCGGAACCAAAUCGGCGGCAGAGUACGAGUUGCCCUUCAUGGCACGAAUGGGUUCCCUCCAGAUCUCAUGAAGCAGUGCAUUGCCGCCGGAGCCACCAAAAUCAACGUCAACAAGUUGGUCUUGGACGAGUACUACGUGCAUCUCAAGACCCAGGUUGCAGAGAUACCGCACACGACCUUGAUUGAAGAGGGCACAUAUCAUGUCACCCGGCAGACGAAAGAGUGGAUGGAAAUCUGCGGAUCAGCAGGUCAAGCCUGA
This is a messenger RNA of Colletotrichum karsti, 873 nucleotides long. RefSeq lists its product as uncharacterized. Gene Ontology annotation, biological process: carbohydrate metabolic process. NCBI's taxonomy places the organism in Eukaryota, Fungi, Ascomycota, Sordariomycetes, Glomerellales, Glomerellaceae. The transcript has 2 exons. The record is from RefSeq and is a predicted model, not a curated record. Gene Ontology annotation, molecular function: zinc ion binding; aldehyde-lyase activity. Bases 1 to 873 code for a protein of 290 amino acids.